UGUCUUCACAUGGACAGUAAUGAUCAUUGGUUUUGCCCAAACUGAGAAAGAAGAGAAGCCUAUCAAAUUCUUAAAUUCAAUGCAGCAAGAAGGAGUAAGGCCCAAUGAGUUCACUAUUGCUGGCUGUUUAGGUGGUUGUUCCCAGAUAACUGCUAGUGAAAGUGGGAGGCAACUUCACUCUAUGGCACUUAAGAGUGGACUUCUUCCUGAUAUGUUUGUUUCUGGUGCACUUGUCAUUAUGUAUGCAAAAUGUGGCUGCAUAGAAGAUGCUGAGACUAUUUUCAAGGAACUGGUUCGGCAUGAUAAAGUCCUAUGGAACACUAUACGUGGAUUCUCUCUGCACAGUCAGGGUGAUAAGGCCCUAGAGACCUUUCAGAAAAUGAAAGAUGAGAGCAACUUACCCGAUGAUGUUACCUUUAUAGGUGUCCUUUUUUCAUGCAGCCACAUGGGUCUUGUUGAAGAAGGAAAACAACACUUCAACUCCAUGAGCAAUGUUUAUGGCGUAACUCCUAGAGAUGAGCAUUAUGUUUGUAUGGUUGACAUUCUCAGCCAUGCAGGAACAUUUGCAGACGUUGAAAGUUUUGUCGAAGCGAUGAAGCUCACGACUAAUGCAUUGGUCUGGGAGAAUGUUCUGGGCGCAUGUGCAAAGCAUGGGAAUGUUGAAUUUGGUGAAAGAGCAGCAAAAAGGCUAUUUGAGCUCAAAUGCGAUACAGACUCUACUUACAUAUUACUUUCAAAUAUUUUUGCUAGCAAAGGUUGGUGGGCAGAGGCCAAAAGAAUAAGGGCCUUGAUGUCCAGCCAUGGUGUUAAAAAGGAACCUGGUUGUAGCUGCGUAGAAAUAAACAAUAAAGUACAUGUCUUUGUGUUGGAUGGGGCACAUCCUCACAUCAGGGAAAUCAAUUUGAAAUUGGAGGAGCUUGGUGAAAAGCUCAAAUUGAUUGGUUAUGUACCACAAAUCGAACAUGUGCUUCAUGAUGUUCCAUACACAGAGAAAGAAGAACAUCUUAAUCACCAUAGUGAGAAGUUGGCUCUUGCCUUUGCCCUUAUGAGCAAUAGCCAUGUGAAAAUGUUGAUAAAUCAAAAUCAUAUUCCUAAUUUAUUUUAUAAAUCUUUUCUGUAAAUAGAAUUAAUUAUAAUAUUCUUUCUAGUUUUAGUUUAGCUUAUUUGUAGGGAUUUUAUGAUUAGAAAUAUUUUUUUAUUUUAAACUAGUAUUUUUUUUAUUUUCUAGUUAUUUUUAUUUCUGUAAUUUUUCCAUAAAGAGAUAAUUUUUUAUACAUUUGAAUAUAAAUAAUAUUCAGACACUUCA
Arachis stenosperma is the source of this 1306-nucleotide messenger RNA. Its product is annotated as pentatricopeptide repeat-containing protein At4g02750-like. Gene Ontology annotation, molecular function: protein binding; RNA binding; zinc ion binding. The record is from RefSeq and is a predicted model, not a curated record. Bases 20 to 1120 code for a protein of 366 amino acids. Lineage: Eukaryota; Viridiplantae; Streptophyta; Magnoliopsida; Fabales; Fabaceae. The transcript has a single exon. Gene Ontology annotation, biological process: RNA modification.